This is a messenger RNA of Cydia strobilella, 801 nucleotides long. Its product is annotated as lopap-like. Gene Ontology annotation, biological process: response to reactive oxygen species; lipid metabolic process. The transcript has 4 exons. Gene Ontology annotation, cellular component: cytoplasm. NCBI's taxonomy places the organism in Eukaryota, Metazoa, Arthropoda, Insecta, Lepidoptera, Tortricidae. Gene Ontology annotation, molecular function: pigment binding. The coding region runs from base 152 to 772 and encodes 206 amino acids. The record is from RefSeq and is a predicted model, not a curated record.
CUGCAGUUUCUGUAAUCGAACAUCAACGUGUCAUUUUAAUCUUAACCUUAUCAAAAGUACAGAUAAACGUAGAUAAUCUGACUUUCACUCGCGAUAUCACAGAUGAAAUACAGCACCCGUUCCUAGUUUUAGUACUGUAGUUAAUAGUAAGAUGAAUAAAAUUAUUUGUGGUGUAUUAGCUUUCAUUUGUUUGAUCCAGUGUUUGUGUGUGGCGCAAAUAUUGAAGUUUGGAACAUGUCCUGAUGUCAAGACCAUGAAGUAUUUUGAAUUGGAAAAGUUCCUUGGCGUUUGGUACGAAAUAGAGCGGUUCCCGACCUGGUACGAGGACCACGGCGCCUGCGCGUAUAAACGCAUAAACGCCUGCGGGCGACACAUUGAAAUCGAGCACGUGUAUGUAAAAGAUGGCAUCGAGUACGUACUUCAUGUGAACACGACGUAUUCUGCUGGAGACGAGGCUGUUUUCAUCAUACAGGAGAGUAACAUCGAUCCAAUGGGCAUACCAAUAUCAGUACUAACGACGGACUACACCAACUACGCCGUGAUUUAUGGUUGUAGGGACAGUGAAGAAAUGGACCUGAUGUAUAUUUCAGCCUGGAUCGCCUCCCGCUCGUCCACUCUCGACCCCGAGACGCUAGAUAAAGCGCGUCGCGAGCUAAGCUCCAUCCCCUUUGCCAGUGCAGCGUACUUGGAGAGAGUGGAGCAGGAGAAAUGCAGCUUCCACUGGACUGCGCAUGUUGAAGCAGUUAUAGCACAUGUUGAAGAUGAAUCUUAGACAGUAAUUACCUGCUCUACAUAUUUUUA